AUGCCUGCUACCACACACACCGAUCACCUCGAAGAACUCAUCACCACCCUCACCACCAAUCAAACAACACUCGCACAAACCCAAGCUUCCAUGACUACCAAAAUCGACGAAAUACUCGUCAAACUAGCGGCUAUUGAAACAUCCGAGAACCAUCCCUCUGUUUCCUCCGCUCCGCCACCACUUCCGACUCCAUCACCCGAUCUUCGCCACCAUCAACGGAUGAAACUUGAUGUUCCCAUAUUUGAUGGAUCUGAUGCUAUGGGUUGGAUCUUCAAGAUCUCACAGUUCUUCGAGUUUCAUGAUACGCCGGAAGCGGACCGUCUCACCAUCGCAUCUUUCUACAUGGAAGGACCGGCGUUGGGUUGGUAUCAAUGGAUGGCUCGUAAUGGCCAACUCACUUACUGGCAUGGUUUACUUAAUGCGAUUGAGGCUCUCUUCGCUUCGUCCCAAUACGAAGAUCAUAAAGGGUCUUUGUUCAAGCUCACCCAGAAAGGUUCCGUCAGUGAGUAUCUCUCUGCCUUUGAAACUUUGGCAAAUUGGAUUGUCGGAUUACAACCACCAUUUUUGUUGAGUUGCUUCAUCUCUGGAUUAAUCCCUGAGAUCCUUCGAGAGGUUUUGGCCUUGCAACCUCUCAAUCUCAUUCAGGCAGCGUCCUUGGCCCGUUUACAGGAGGAGAAGUUCAAUGAUGCUCGACGUGCUCUUCGCAAUCGAGGUAUUCUUAAUCCCACUUCACUUCAACAAAUUCCACCAUCAUCUACUUCCAAAACACCUCUUGCUCUCCUACCACCUCCACCUAAACCAUCACCACCCACUUUUAAACGUUUAUCCCCGACUGAAAUGGCACAACGCCGUGAAAAGGGCUUAUGCUUUAACUGUGAUGAGAAAUUUCGCCCUGGUCACAAGUGUUCUUCUCGAUUCUUCAUCCUCAUUACUGAUGACGACAUCGACCCGGACCUCACACAUAUUGACCCAAAUUCUGCAGCUCAACCCGACCCAAAACCUGACUUGGAACCAUCUCAAGCCCAAAUCAGCUUUCACGCCUUAUCAGGUCACUUAGCUCCAGAGACCUUGCGUUUAGCAGGCCGUAUUACACACCAACGAGUCCAUAUUCUGAUGGAUGGUGGUAGAACACACAAUUUUCUCCAGGAACGUUUGGUUAUGUCUUUGGGCCUUAAAGUCCAGCCUACAGUUAUGGUGGGUAAUGGUACACUCUUGGAUUGCAAUCAAGUUUGCCCUGGUGUGACUCUCCACAUUCAGGGCCACACAUUUGUGGUUGAUCUUCAUAUACUUCCUAUAAGUGGUGCUGACUUAGUUCUGGGAGUACAAUGGAUGAAAUACUUAGGGCCAAUUUUGGUGGAUUACAAUGCUCUAACCAUGCAAUUCAAACACGCCGGCUCCAUUAUCCAUCUUCAAGGGGAAUGCGAUGUUGGCCUUCACAUGAUUUCUGCACACCAGGUAGAACGAUUAAUCCACACUGAUUCUAUUAGUUCCUUUUUCCAUGUUCAAAUGCUUCCAGUCGAACUCCCUUCAAACCAAAAGGAACCGUCACCAAUUACAGAGCUCUUACAACAAUUCGACCAUUUGUUCACUCCUCUAGCUUCUCUGCCGCCACCACGACAGAUUGAUCAUUCUAUCCACUUGUUACCACAUUCGGUUUAA
Messenger RNA from Trifolium pratense (red clover), 1659 nucleotides. RefSeq lists its product as uncharacterized. Bases 1 to 1659 code for a protein of 552 amino acids. The transcript has a single exon. Lineage: Eukaryota; Viridiplantae; Streptophyta; Magnoliopsida; Fabales; Fabaceae. The record is from RefSeq and is a predicted model, not a curated record.